Messenger RNA from Cryptomeria japonica (Japanese cedar), 1765 nucleotides. RefSeq names its product diacylglycerol O-acyltransferase 2D. The transcript is spliced from 10 exons. NCBI's taxonomy places the organism in Eukaryota, Viridiplantae, Streptophyta, Pinopsida, Cupressales, Cupressaceae. Bases 208 to 1182 code for a protein of 324 amino acids. The record is from RefSeq and is a predicted model, not a curated record. Gene Ontology annotation, biological process: triglyceride biosynthetic process. Gene Ontology annotation, cellular component: endoplasmic reticulum membrane. Gene Ontology annotation, molecular function: diacylglycerol O-acyltransferase activity.
CGACAUUUAUUAUAGAACAGAAAAAGUCGUCAGACUGUUGUGAUGUACGAUCACAUUCGAUAAAAUGACACUUGUGUUUCCUUGCAAUCGUUUCAUCAGGCGGCUUUGGCCGUCAGAUACGUAUUGACAGAAAUUCCUGGUUUACCGUCAUGUGACGGCUCGUCAAUUCUGGCUUACCCGGGGAUUAUUUUAAGGAGUGGCGGAAGAAUGGCAGAGGAGCAAAAGAUGGAGAGACCCCAACCGACAGUUAUCUUUGGUUCAAAUCAGUAUAAAUCUGGCUUUCAUUCUGCACUGGCGAUGAUUUUAUGGUUGGGUGCAAUACAUUUCAAUGUAGUACUUGUUCUUCUUGCACUUGUGUUUCUCCCCACUUCAUGGACACUACUUGUUCUGGGGUUACUCAUAAUACUGAUGCUUAUUCCAGUGAACGAGAGCAGCAAAUGGGGGCAUAGAUUAGCCAGAUUUAUAUGCUACCAUAGUGCUGGUUACUUUCCAGUUACUCUGAUCGUAGAGGAUAUGAAGGCUUUUGAUUCUAACCGAGCCUAUGUGCUCGCUGUAGAACCACAUUCAGUUUUACCAAUUGGCAUUGUAGCCCUGUGCAAUCACACUGGUUAUAUGCCCCUGCCUAAGAUCAAAGCUCUUGCAAGUAGUGCUGUUUUCUACACACCGCUGCUAAGACAUAUAUGGUCUUGGAUGGGACUGGUACCUGCUACUCGAAAGAACUUUGUUAAAUAUCUGAAUUCUGGUUAUAGUUGCAUUAUUGUUCCUGGUGGUGUUCGAGAAAUAUUUUAUAUGGAGCAUGGUACAGAGGUUGCUUUUCUGAAACAGAGGCAUGGAUUUGUUCGUGUGGCUUUUGAGACAGGCUGCCCAUUGGUUCCUGUCUUUUGCUUUGGUCAGACUGAAGUUUAUCGAUGGUGGAAACCAAAAGGAAAAUUAUACAAUCAUUUGGCACGAGCUAUACGGUUCACACCAUUGGUAUUCUGGGGAACAUUUGGGACACCAAUUCCUUAUCGUCGGCCAAUGCAAAUUGUUGUAGGGAAACCAAUUGAGGUUGAAAAAAAUCCACAACCUUCAAGUGAACAGGUGGCUGAAAUUCACACAAGGUUUGUGUCAGCACUUCAAGAUCUUUUUGAAAGGCAUAAAGUGGAUGCAGGGUAUAAAGAUACACAUCUUCAGGUUCUUUGAGUCUCACAAGUGCUGAGAUGCAGGAAACGAGUGGUUGUUUUUUAUAUGAAGUAGCAUGCUUUCCUGAUCCAGUUAUCUGUUUCUCAUAGUUUGUACUUAGUACAAAAUUGCAGAUUGCUUGGACAUGUUGUAAUGAAAAUGUACAUUUAUUCUUAAUGAAAUAGUGAUGCAAUGUGGUAGUUGUGGCUUGAGUUUAUGAUUAUGAAGAAUUUGUUUGUGAUAUGAGACAACUCAUUUCCAUAGCUCUUGUAAGCUGGGCAAAGUAGGUUUCACUGAUUUACUACAAAUAUUCAUGAAGCACCUUAGGUGGGCAAUAUCGAAGUCCAGAGAUACAUUUUGAAACUAGAUUUGGAUCCUCUCAAGACACUAAAGAUUCAAACUUAGCAGCAAUAUUUAUGUGGUGGACGUAUUCUGCAUGGUCUUGAAAAUCUUUUCAUAGUGACGUUUGUUAUGUAAGUAGUAGCUAUCUUGUUAUGUAAGUAGUAGCUAUCCAAAGCGGCGAAGUGCAGCUGGAACAAAAGGCUAAUGGAAUAGAAACCAGAAAGUUAAAUAAAGCAGAGCAUCAUAUCAACUUUUAUUCUUA